Molecule: messenger RNA, 612 nt
Organism: Macrosiphum euphorbiae (potato aphid)
Lineage: Eukaryota; Metazoa; Arthropoda; Insecta; Hemiptera; Aphididae
Source: the annotation of a GenBank genome assembly
AUGAUGCACCCUGCUGAAAUCGAGUUCAUGGCCGAAAACGAAAUCAUUCAGAUUGUGCCGACUUUCAAUCAUGCCAGCCACGUACACCUUAUAUGCGGUUCUUAUGGUCCUUUCCGAGCAGGCCUGCCGUUGAACGUUCCCAUUUGGGUGGCACUGAAUCUGCGACAAAAAAAGACGUGUCGUAUCCUAGCCCCCGACUGGAUGGCCGUUGACAAAUUACAAGAAAGACUUGAAGAAGAGAAAGCGUCCAAAUUUUUCACACAAUUACCAACCAAUUUUUACCUAGAAAUCACUCAAAUGUUAUUGACUGUUGCCAGUGAAGAUAUUCCGCAAGGGAACGAUAUAAAAACGGCAGUUAAAGAUCUAUGGGAUUUAAGAAUAGCAAAAUUAAGAUCUUCUGUUGAUUUAUUCAUUAAAGAAGGUCGUGUUCAAGCUUCUUUAAACCAUUUGACCCCAAUGGAGAUCAAUUCUGUGAGACCAAUAUUCCCAGAUACAUUGGAUGCCUUAAUGACACUCCAUGAACACAUUAACUCGAGUGACGACAGAGAAGACAGCAGUCAAUCUUCAAUAGCAACUCCUAGUAGUUCAACAUCUUUUUCAUUAUCCUUGUAA